AUGAAGAGGGUGACGGAGGCGCUGAAGAAGGCCUCCGAGAGCGACGUCCCACGUUUUACCUCUGGGUCAUUUAUCAUAGGAACAUCACCAGCCGAAGCGGAGCCGCAGUCACCAGCCGUAGCGGAACCGGAGUCACCAGCCGAAGCGGAACCAGGGUCACAAGCCGCAGCGGAACCAGAGUCACCAAACGCAGCGGAACCGGAGUCACCAGCUGCAGCGGAACCAGAUUCACCAGCCGAAGCGGAACCGAAAUCACCAGCCGCAGCGGAACUGGAAUCACCAACCACAGUGGAACCGGAAUCACCAGCCGUAGCGAAACAGCAGUCCAGCCAAAAUCAAAUCACGAGGAGCGUUAAAAUACCCAAAAAAUUUCACGGAGCAUUCAUAGGUCACAAGGGCGCCCAUAUUAAACAAAUAGGCCAAAAAUACGGAGUGUUGCUGGGACUCAACACCAAUAAAAACCAUCCCAAACCAGGUUUAUGCGACCACGUGCCUCUUUUGGGCGACAUUUUACUUGCUAGAAAAAUCAAAAUUGAGAUGAAGAGGGUGACGGAGGCGCUGAAGAAGGCCUCCGAGAGCGACGUCCCACGUUUUACCUCUGGGUCAUUUAUCAUAGGAACGCCACAGCGGAACCGGAGUCACCAGCCGCAGCGGAACCUGGGUCACCAGCCACAGCGGAACGGGAAUCACCAGCCGUCGCGAAACAGCAGUCCAGCCAAAAUCAAAUUACGAAGAGCGUUAAAAUACCCAAAAAAUUUCACGGAGCAUUCAUAG
Molecule: messenger RNA, 774 nt
Organism: Homarus americanus (American lobster)
Lineage: Eukaryota; Metazoa; Arthropoda; Malacostraca; Decapoda; Nephropidae
Product: neurofilament heavy polypeptide-like
Exons: 4
Coding region: 1-774 (257 amino acids)
Molecular function (GO): RNA binding
Source: RefSeq, a predicted model, not a curated record